Messenger RNA from Colletotrichum gloeosporioides, 4152 nucleotides. Its product is annotated as Target of rapamycin complex 2 subunit ste20. Gene Ontology annotation, cellular component: TORC2 complex. The record is from RefSeq and is a predicted model, not a curated record. The transcript has 3 exons. Gene Ontology annotation, biological process: TORC2 signaling. The coding region runs from base 1 to 4152 and encodes 1383 amino acids. Lineage: Eukaryota; Fungi; Ascomycota; Sordariomycetes; Glomerellales; Glomerellaceae.
AUGCUGGGCGCAUCCGCAACCCAGUCCCAAAAGGCAUUGUCGCCUCAGUCGUCCACUCCCAGCGUCAACACACUCAAUCCCAGGCCCAGUUUCGAGCGCGAACCUAGCAGCAGUGGUCUACAGCCGCCUCUGAGCUCUACAAAUGGCCCAAGAAGCCUGGGCGCCUCGGGCGUCAGCUUCGCCCCGCGAGGCUCUUCCCUCAACCCCUCCAUCGCCCCGGGAAGCUUCAGCUCCGAGCUGCGCAGCCAGAUGAUGCCCUCGCGCUCCGGCUCUCGCGGCGACAUCUACGCCAUGGACAAGGUCGACGAGGUCGACGGCAUCUCUGCUGCCGAACAGGCCCUCGCCAAUCUGCGGGAACAGCUGAACCGCGAGAUGAAGAUCAAGGAUGGUAGCGAGAACAUGCUCGAGGCCCUGAACGCUAAGAAGGCCAAGCAGACGAAAGAGCAGAGAGCCAAGGUGGAGGCCGAGCUCAAGGCAUCCAACUCGCGUAUCCAGCUCUUACGACAGAAGAUUGCCGACGCCCAGAGGUUGAAAACGACGCCCACUACGCCUACGAGGCAAAGAACAGACGGCUUCUUUCCGUCCAACAACGGCUUGCGAUCGCCACCCAGUGCUUCCCGCAGCGGUGCAGGAUCUGACGCCGAGGAUGUAGCCGAGCAGUCGCCGACUUUCCUCUUGGCUGAGCUGCUUCAGGCGCUGGAGCAGGAGGGAAUGCCUCCUGAAUACUAUGUCAGCCGCGGCAAUAGCCUUGUAGAUCUUUUCAGAAGGCAUCCGACUCUGAAGUACGACCUAGUAUGGUCUGUUUUUGGUCUACGAAUGCAGGUCAUGCUUCUCAGCGAGGCCAGGGAAGUGGUAGCAGCUGGUUACCGGAUGAUUCGAUACGCCAUCUCAGAUGUGUCAUCUCUGAGAAAGAUUCGCAGCUUAAACACUGAUAUCAUCGUCGUGACAUCUUUGAUCAAAGAUCGAAAGGCUGAUCUAGAACGCGAGCAAGCACUAAAGUUUGUCCGGGCCUUUUUGGAUGUCAAGGACGGCGUCAAGGAGAUUUCCAGGGCGGUCGUACGCACCGUUGCAGCCGUUGCAGAACAAGCUGAGGAUCGCCUAAGGUCGAUCUGCCUGGAAACCCUGGCCGAAAUCAUGCUCCGUGACCCCGCCUUGGCUGUGGCCUCUGGAGGGCUGUCGCCACUUUCAGAGGCGCUCAUCGAGGGCACAUACAAGUCACCAGAAACCCUCACUGCCUCUUACUUGCAGAUUCUGGACAACCCACAGAAGAGGAUUUACUUGCGCUCCGGCUAUGAUCUGGAGGUCCUCUUCACGGCGUUCACAGAUAUAAUUCUCGCCAACGAGAGCCUGCUAAAACAAAACUCCAAGGCCAUCACCAAAAUCUUGAAGAGCUGGCCAGGUCUCAUGAUGCUGACCAUGCAUGACUCUCGAGCCAUCAAAUCGUUGCUCACCAGCAUGGUGCUUCCCCAGGCAGCCAUCCGAGAGACGGUCAUUGACCUCAUCUACCUGCUACUUCGGAUCAAAUCUCCCUCGUGGGCCUCCUCGUUCCUUGCCGGCCGUAGGUUGACGACAUACGGACGAGUGGCGAGCCUCAAAUCAAUGCCUAAUCAGCAAGCACCACUAGCCAUCAGCAUGCCUCAUGAAGAUGAUGGCGGGGAGCAGAACUUCAUGGAUCAUUAUACAGCUCUGCUCCUGGCGACAUUCGUUAAAGCUGGUUUAUUGGAAAAUCUGCUUCAAGUCGCGAGAACGAGCGAGCCGGCUUUGACGAGAAAAACCUGCCUUCUCAUUGGUGAGGUACUCAAGUUAUCCAGCAGACUGCUUCCCGCCUCUUGGAGCAAUGACUUAUCAUUACUUCCCGACCUCUUUGCUGCCGCCACUCAAUUCAAGGAUGACAACAGAUUCGUUGCGUCAGGUAUAGUGUACCAGAUAAGUUCUGUUAGCAAGACGUUGUACAGGAGUUCCUCGUCAUCCGCCACCGCUGGCGCUCUACCCUCGAGUGACAGUAUGGGAAACCUUGCAGACAUGCACCGCAAAGGCAACGCAGGAGUUGUGGUUCAAGAGGGCGCAAUCCGGCAGUUGUUAGUCGAGUCCAACGUUUUGAACAGCUCAAAUUACAUGAAGUGGAACUGGGAUGUCAUCUCCCGAAUCAUCGAUGGGCCGCUUCAAGACGGCAAACGGCUGGAUGAAGUCAAUAGGGUUUCCAAGUUUAUGAACAGGAUCAUGAGUUUCUACAGGCCGUUUAAGCACCGGUUCUCAGAUCUAUCGACCAACAAGAACACCCAAAAGUACGUCAGAGUUGGCUGUGCGUUGAUGCACACCUUGCUGCAAUCACCGGAAGGUGUCGAUUACCUACAAGAUCAUAAGCUGCUGAGACAAAUAGCGGAGUGCCUCGCUCAGUGUGAUCCGAGCAGUGGACUCACUUCUGCCGAUCCAAUGUUCUCGCCCGGUCGCCUGCAGAGCACUCUUUGUGCUGGCUACUUCCCUAUGUUGGGGGUCCUUAGCGGCGAUCCCAAAGGCUUAGAACUUCUUCAGCGAUGGAGAAUGUUCAACAUGAUGUAUCACAUCCUUGGACACAAGCAGCGUCCCGACCUGAUCAAACUUCUCCUCGCCAACUUCGACUACAGCGUCCCAGGCCACCCUCGAGUGCUAAUCGAACAGGCACUUACAUCCGGGACAAGGGAGAUUCGAAUCAUUGCUACAAACGUCCUGCGAAAAUACGCCACUCGACCUUUUGAUGCGUCGCAGCCUUCCCACGGCAAGGUGGAUUGGAAGUGGGCGAUAGAGAAAUUGGUCGACCAGCUAUAUGACCCCGAGGUAGAAGUCUGUCGGACCGCGGUUAAGAUCCUCGAGAAGGCGUGCAAUAAGAAGGCAUAUUUGGAGUACGUCGUCCAAUGUCGUCCAACGAUGGACCAUCUUGGAGAAAUCGGCGCCCCUCUCCUCCUUCGGUUCUUGUCCUCUUCGAUCGGCUACCACUACCUCGACGGUGUCGACUAUAUCAGCAACGAGAUGGAUGAUUGGUUCCUCGGCCGGAACGACUCGUACGUUGGUGUUAUUGAGACCAGUUUGGCGAAGGCGUUCCUCGAGAACCCGGAAGAACACCAAAACCGGAUGAAUAUGGUGGACGAAGCUCAAGCAGAAGCCGAGCCAGAGAACCACAUCCCCCCACACUUUUACCGCGAGCUCGCACGCACGCAAGAAGGCUGCAAACUCCUUAGUGACAAGGGGCAUUUUGCAGAGUUCGCCAGCACUAUCAAGGAAUAUGGGAUGCAGUCGGAGGACCCUGAGCUCAUGCUCAAAGUCAAAGCAUCUAUGUGGGCUGUUGGCAACGUAGGCUCAAUGGAGCUAGGGGCUCCCUUCAUUGAGUCUUGCGAUGUCGUGGAAGACAUUGUCAAGAUCGCCGAAGAGCACGAGGUGAUGAGCCUGCGAGGUACAGCCUUCUUCGUGCUGGGAUUGAUAUCCAGAUCGGCGCACGGUCUGGAGAUUCUCUCGGAAUGCGGAUGGGACUCCAACUUGUCACCUAGGGGGGAAUCGUUGGGUUUCUGCAUCCCGAACGACCUGACUAAGUUCUUCUCUUUCAAGCCUUGGAAACAUGCCAUUGCGUCCAAGAUCGCGCUGCCCACCACGCAGAAGACUUACUUGAUCCCUCCGCCUCCCACCGAAGCUCGUCCACCCCUGGAGAAGGAGGAAUUACCAGCCUUUACAGACGAAGUCGCCACAAACCAGCGAAUCCUCGACUUAGUUGUUGACCUCGGCAACAUGGUUCUCUACAAGCGCGCUAUGGGCGAGCUGAUGCAAAUCCGGCAGCACAAGGUAGCGGGCUUUAGGUCACCAAAGAUGUUCAAGCGGAUCAUGACGAUGCUUGAGUACAAUCACUAUCGCCUUCCGAUUAGGCGGAUGGUGAUAGAAAUGUUCGACAAGAACGUUCUUCGAAGAAUCGUGUUCGACGAGGACAGCGACAGCGACGAUGAUGACGAAGAUGAGGAAGCAGAAGAAGAAGAAAAUGGGUCUUCUUCUGGGGACGAGAACCGCACUGAGAGGCAGAGGAGCAUUUCAGACCCGUCUGAGUUGGAAAAGGACAACCCACAGCCGCGGGCAGAGCGAUCGGACAGUCUGAGUUCAGAUCAGACGGAUGAGUUUGCGGAGACGGCGUGA